CAGAAGUCGCCUGCUUGUCUCUGCAAUUCGUUCCUGCUACAAUUUCAACUUCCCACCCCCUUUCGCUAUUCAAUUCACGAUGAACACACUGCUCUGGAAAACGCUGGCGCCGGCCCGGUCGCUGUCAAAAGCACAGGAGCUCUUGAUAACAAAUGGCAUUAACCGCAAGGUGUUUGCUGCAUCGCCUCGGCGCUUUUCGGCCAUGGCCUGUCAGCCAGCUCACAGCCCCGCUCAGCAACAGCAGCAGCAGAGGCUGCACCGCCGGUACAUGUCAUUCAACAUGUUUGAUCUACUGCCAGACCUCGAGCGCUUGAAGACGAAAAGGUCGCGGAAGCUGGAGGCAGCCGUGGGCAAGGGCAAGGUGCGACCCGAUUUUCUGUCUGGUUUUGAGCAUCUGACAAAGCCGCUGGGCGACAACCAGCCCAAGAAGCCGAAGCCAGAGACAUUCGUGGCCAAGGAGCCGGUUCGCGUUGAUCCGAACCAGCAAACGCCAGAGCUGACGCUGCGGUGCACGGAGCUGGACAAGGAGGGUAAUGUGACAGAGCUGUGCGCGCAACAUGGCCUGCAGCCGCGCGACCUGCGCAAAAUCGACAGCAAGUUCGUCAACCAGAUGCCAGCAAUCCUGGUGCGCCGCCAUGCAAUCCUUGUCAACCUGCUGCACAUCCGCGCCCUGAUCGAGGCCGACCGGGUCGUGCUCUUCGAUUCGAUCGGCUCCGCCAGCAACUACAACCAGAGCAUGCUUGUCUACGAGCUGCAGGAGCGGCUACGCAGCAGCCAAGGCGCUCUGGCGGCCGACGGCGAGUCGCAGCAGCCAUUCGACGUAGUCAAUUCGCUGCAGAGCGACGAGGAGGUGCUGGUGAAUCUUGAAAGCGUUGACCGCUCGAAGCUGCGUGAACUGCUGCAGUACUCGAAGAAGCUGUCACGCUUCGAGCAGAAGGCGCUGAAUAUCAGAGAUGCGAUCGAGGAGGUGCUGGAGCAGGACGAGGAUCUGGCCGCCAUGUAUCUGACCCAAAAGAUCAAUGGCGACACGCGCGCUGUCACUGACCACGAUGAGGUCGAGCUGAUGAUGGAGACGUAUCUGAAGCAGGUUGAGGAGAUUGUCAACCACGUCGAAUCUGUGUCCUCACAUGUGCGCACCACUGAGGAUGUUGUCAACAUCAUCCUCGACUCGCAGCGAAACAGUCUGCUGCUGCUGGAGAUCAGGCUGACCAUUCUGACCGUCGGCCUGAGCACCGGUACGUUCCUGUCGGGCCUAAGCAGCCCGACGGCCUUUUACUUUGUGUCGGGCGUCGCCUUUACGUCCAUCGUCACCCUGACCGUCAUUGGCCUGCGGGCCAUGCGCAAGGUGUUGCGAAAGAUAAACUAGAACAUUUUGUAGAAUAAAUUACGCUGGGCCUGCCG
Linderina pennispora is the source of this 1401-nucleotide messenger RNA. Its product is annotated as cora-domain-containing protein. The record is from RefSeq and is a predicted model, not a curated record. Gene Ontology annotation, biological process: mitochondrial magnesium ion transmembrane transport. The transcript has 5 exons. Bases 80 to 1366 code for a protein of 428 amino acids. Gene Ontology annotation, cellular component: mitochondrial inner membrane. Gene Ontology annotation, molecular function: magnesium ion transmembrane transporter activity. NCBI's taxonomy places the organism in Eukaryota, Fungi, Kickxellomycota, Kickxellomycetes, Kickxellales, Kickxellaceae.